CACUGGCGCCGGCGGUGUUUAAGAAACCUCAAAUGCGGCCGAUGAUUGCCGAAUACGAUCCGAGGAGGAAAGGCGUUAAAAAUGAUCUAUCAGAUAUCGUCAUGGUCAAGACAUUGAAAAAACUAGUCUAUUUAUCUGAAAAAAGAAAUUGCGAACCUCAAAUAAAUCUUUUGAGGCGAAUACGCCACGGGUCAGCAUGACCCGGAUUUUGAUUUGUCUAUUGAGCAAUGUUUAAUCGUUAAAAUGGUAUUUUAUAUUGUAUGUUGAGUGUUAAGUACAUAAAACGAGCUUUAGCUCAACGCUGUUCGGAGACGCUCUGGGAUGGCGUUUGCAGUAUCCACGAGAUUAAGGUCGCCCUGCGACCUUGAUCAUCUCGCUAUCGCGAUGGACUCAUACACCGGUACAUCAUUCCAUUUUGUGGUUUCAUUUUGUUUAUUUAUUUUAUUUGAUAUCGUUAAAAAAAUUAUUUUGAGUAAGGCUAGCUGUAGCCGCGGCUCCUUGCCCACCAGUCGUUGUAGGCCAAGAGCGAGUCAUUUAUUCGUUAUGACAUUUAGUACAAGUAGCAUUUGCACACAACGACAUUAUUAAUAGUCACAAUAGCUCUAAGUUACAAAGACAUGUGUAUACACAUGAACAAUUUUAAUUGGAACUGCGAUUUGCUCGCAGUUAUUUGUGUCAAGUCAUGCGUCUGAAAAUGUCGCUGUUUGCAGUGUCUAAUUACUAUACAAUAUAUCAUAUCAAAAGCAGCAAUUUUGUGACGUCAAGCUAGAUGAUUCUUCUAUGAAGAGUUUUCAAAUGUGACGUCACAAAUCGUAUUUCGCGUUAAUUUACUUGCGUACUACAGUAUAUUUACCUAUACAACGAUGUUAGUUACGAAUGUAAUGUCAUAGCGAAUCAGGGACCCGGUGGAAAAUUAAGGAAGUAGGUCCUUAUUAAAACUGAAAGUUUGUAAUAGUACGGUAGCCCAGAAUAUCGGAGUAUGGAAAAACAGAUGAAUUCAGAAUGAAUUUGUGAAAAAUCUGGAAAAACAGCAACAUUUUUGUUAUUAGUUCAUGUGGAAAAUUGCCAAUGGCGGACUGAAAUAGGAACCCGGUAGAUCGGUCUCCUUUAAUAACCUUCUCGUACUACCUGGUAGCUAUACUCAUGUAUACAAUGGGAGCUAUGGCAAACCUUCAGACUGUAUUUAAGGCUUCCUCAAAGUUUCCACCAGCUCGGCCCGAGUGACGCGGCGGCUGUUCGCUCGUGCGCCAUCUCUGUUCAGGCUCGGUAUGGGCUCGUGAUCGGGAAUUUUUGUACAAAUUUGAUCUAGCUUUAUGUCUCACCCCAUUCUCAAUUGGCAUUAUACAAAAAGUUAUCAGUUUCCGAAUCCUCUGUAACAAAUCUCCUAAUUAUUGUAAACGCUCCUUGACUAUACGUACCGUCUCACUCUAUUCAAAAUUACUCUAAUAAAUUUAGUUACGAUAGAUACAAAACGUAAAGCUGUAUUAAAUUUUACGAUACAGCCCACCCAUUUUGUAAAUGCCGAGGCUUAACAGAGUGACACGCACUUUACAUAAAUAAAUGAACCUGUACAUUUUGGAGACCAUAAUGAUUGUCACACUUCACCCAGAAACACUCACACAGAAAACACUGAUUACUGACUAACCAUAUUCGAAUUUAGAGAUAUUUUCAACCGUGGGAAUAUAUUAACAAUUGUAGUACCGCAUGCAGAUCAGACUGUAUUCAAUAUUCGCGAGGUCACACAUUUCGAUCAGAUUUUAAGAAUCAUCAUUUUAGCUUGAAACGUUACGCUUUCUGUGUUGUCACUACAUGAACCAUUACAUUUUGUUCGUGCUUGAGAUCAGAUUAGAUGUUGGAACUACACUGUUAUUCACUCACUUUUAACCUAUACAUCAUACUUAUAUUUUUUAUAUGUUUAUUCUAUGAAAGACAUGUUCUAUAACAGUUGUGCGUGACGGUUCCACAGGUACAAAGUUGAUCCAAAUGAGAUACCAGUGGAACAACAGGCUGGGUCCACCCUCCCUCUUAUGGAGAUCCCAGGGAGAGAUAUCGAGGUGGAUGAGGACUAUAACCCGUUCGAACACCGGAAACUAGCUCACCCUACGUCUGACUUCGAUACUUUGAUCCACUUGCUGAAGGGUUCGCUGGGCAGUGGGAUUUUAGCCAUGCCAAUGGCUUUUAUGAACGCAGGCCUCUACUUUGGCCUGGUGGCCACUUUCCUCAUCGGUGGAAUUUGCACCUAUUGUGUACACGUCCUCGUCAAGACUUCCCACGAACUGUGCUUUAGAAUGCAGAAGCCGUCAUUGGGUUUCGCUGAAACUGCUGAGGCUGCCUUCUUGUCCGGACCACCUGCUGCACACAAAUUUUCGAGACUUGCCAAGGCCAUGAUAAACUGGUUCCUCGUGAUCGACCUUUUGGGCUGUUGCUGCGUAUACAUCGUCUUUGUUUCCAAGAACGUGAAGCAAGUAGUGGACUAUCACGCUGAGGACAGUGAUUGGCUACCUCAUGACAUGAACCUGAGAUACUACAUGGUGGCACUUCUCCCUCUGCUCAUCUUGAUGAAUCUUAUCAGAAACCUGAAAUAUCUGGCACCUUUCUCCAUGAUCGCCAAUCUGCUUGUUGCAACUGGAAUGGCCAUAACUUUCUACUAUCUGUUUCAAGAUAUUCCUAGCAUGAGUGAGCGCAGUAAAUUCGCUGAAUGGGAACGUCUGCCAACCUUCUUCGGAACUGCCAUAUUUGCUCUUGAGGGCAUUGGUGUGGUCAUGCCGCUUGAAAACAACAUGAAGACCCCAACCCACUUCAUCGGAUGUCCUGGAGUCCUCAACUUUGGCAUGUUUUUCGUAGUUUCUCUGUACGCUCUUGUUGGAUUCUUUGGAUAUUUGAAAUUCGGCAAUUUGACCGAAGGAAGUAUCACUCUCAACUUACCCAAAGACGAAGUACUGGGACAAUGCGUCAAAUUGAUGAUUGCUGUAGCUAUCUUCUUCACAUACUGUCUCCAGUUCUACGUGCCCAUGGAAAUCAUCUGGAAGAACGUGCGUCAUCUGUUCGGGGCCAAGAAGAACCUCGCUGAAUACAGCAUCCGGAUUGGCAUUAUCAUCUUGACCGUGUGUAUCGCCGUGGCCAUUCCUGAUCUCGGACCGUUCAUUUCAUUGGUCGGUGCGGUCUGCCUUUCGUUCCUCGGCCUCAUAUUCCCAGCGGUCAUCGAAACAGUAGCCUUCUGGGACCGCCCCAACGGCUUGGGUCGGUUCAACUGGGUCCUCUGGAAGAACACUUUCCUGAUCUGCUUCGGAAUACUCGGUUUCUUAACGGGUUCCUAUGUCAGCAUUUUAGAUAUUAUUAAUGGUGGCGAAUAAGUUGACUAAUGCAAAAGACUAAGAUACGACUAGCUUAAGGCUCAAAUUGGAUUUAAGGGCUAAGAUUUUUUUAUCUAUAUAAAACUUUGCUUUUAGAUCCACUAUUAUCAUUUUAUACUGUUUUAUUAUUAUAAUAAUAAAAAGAUUCCUAAAUAUCGUGAGUUUUACAUAGUUAAUUUUCGAUGUUAUUUUUCGAGAUUAGUUUUAGAAGUAUAUACUACGAGUAAAUAAGUAUAUGCCAACUGGGGUAGUUUGCGCCAAGCGGGUUGCGUUUUAACCCAUAAUAUGAAAUGGAUUUUUUGAUUCUUAUUGAUUGUGACAGCGUAGCUCUCAAAUUAUCAAAGGGUUUUAAUCAUUUGCCGCAUGAGUUGCAGAAUUUCUAAACCUACAUUACACAACGAUGUUCCUGGGCUUAAAAGACUUUGAAAAAAUCUAAAAAGAAGUUUUUAGACAACACAAAAUAUUAAAAAUUGUGAAAUUGCUGUCAUCGUUUUUCGUUAAAAUAACGUUACUAUCUGCUACUAACACUACUAAAUAAAUGUUACUUUACGUAAAAUUACGUUAAUUGUGUCAUUUUGUUGAAAACACAAUGUUUUAGAUGAUAGCAAAAACGAAAGUGCGAUGAAAAAUGACUGAUUACUUGAAUGGUACACAGAGUUACAUAAUAACCCUGCAGAACUUUUAGUAGCUGACGCACGGAUUUUACAGAAACUUUAUCUUACAGUACCAGAGGAACCAGUACGUAGAUUUGAACACGCAUUUUCCAAUCAUCAAUCGAAAUGGUUGAUCGUAUUUAUAGAUUUGAGGGCUACGAAGUUAUAUGUCGAGGGCUAAUUUAAUUUUAACUUUAUACUUGUUAUGACUAGCCCCGAAUCUCUGUAGCCAUUUACGAGUACGUGCUAACGAUGCCUAGUAGACUAGAUUUUCUCAGGUCGACACCAAAGUUCUUUAUCGAUAGCAGUGG
Molecule: messenger RNA, 4317 nt
Organism: Bicyclus anynana (squinting bush brown)
Lineage: Eukaryota; Metazoa; Arthropoda; Insecta; Lepidoptera; Nymphalidae
Product: proton-coupled amino acid transporter-like protein pathetic
Exons: 6
Coding region: 2028-3353 (441 amino acids)
Biological process (GO): amino acid transmembrane transport
Cellular component (GO): vacuolar membrane
Molecular function (GO): amino acid transmembrane transporter activity
Source: RefSeq, a predicted model, not a curated record